AUGGGCCUCGGACUGUUCCGCCGUAAAACCAACUCGCGCACACCGACCGGCACCUCCUCCGAUGCCAUGGUGGUCCAGGUCCGCGUUCUCGUUGACUCGGGACCCAGUGCUCGCGACAUGUUUGUCAUUCGAGUCAAUGCCGAUGACGACGUGAGCGCCAUUCGUGAUGCGGUUGCCGCUGAGCUUGGUGUGGCAAGCAUAAGCCUGUUCAAGGUCUCCAUUCCAUGGCAGGCUCACUACGAGGCCGGUGCAUACGUCGAGCGCUACGGUGUGCCAGCAUCCCUCCUCUCCGUAUUCCCUGGGUGGAACCUGGACGACCCCUCGCAGCUGGCUGCCAGCGGUGGUCUCCCCCUCCCAGCCUACAUUAACGGAUCCGGUUCACUACGCGCACCACGACGUCGAGGCAGCGGCUGGCCCGCUGGCGUCAAGCCUAAAGUCGGCCACUGGUUUCCCGACGGCGGCUGCCCAGACACCAUUAGCAUUCUGGCACGUACGGCGUCGACUUCCUCGCUUGACUGGACACGGCCACCAAGCGUGCCCAUUACGAUUUCCGCUCGCUUCGCGUCGAUCGACAGUGACAUGCGCAGCAAACGUUCGGCAACAGCAACACCCGUCGACAGCGAUGACGGUGUCGUCCUCGUCGACAUUUCCCCAGACUCGACCGUUGCAGAAUUCAAGGUCGCCCUCCUCCUUGCUUCGUCCCGCCCAGCGCCGGCUGGCAUGCUCGAUGCCCUGAUCCUCUGGCGCAUAGACAUGAGCAAAGGUGACCUCGCCGCCAUCGACGCCACUGGCGGUCUCACCCGUGGUCGCCGUCCGACUCCUUAUCCCGCCACCUCAGCCCCACCCCUUCUCCUUGCCGACGAGAACGCAAAGGUAUCCGACUACCUGGGUGAUUUCCGUUCCAACCGCUCCGACCCCAACGCCAUCACCAUCUCCGCCUGGCUCAACCCUCUGGUCGCCACCAGCCUCGCUGCGCGCUUUGACGUCCCGCGCUUCGAGUAUCCCAUGCCCCCUGGGAUUGCUCUCCCUCGCCAGCGCCUGCUCCCUACCCGCCCGCUCCCCAUGUCAUCCAUCUACCUCGAGUCGCCGUCUUCCUUCUGUAUCCCACCUGGCGACGACAACGGCACGCUCGCCCCUCCCACUGCCAUGCUCCGGUGCUGCUCGGGCGGCCACGAGGGGCAAGGCCUCAUCGGUCUCGGCAUCUUCAUGUCCCCAACAGCCAGCGUCAGCGACCACGGCUCGUCCGAUGACGAGGCAAUGUCCUGGCCCGCCACGCCCAACUUUGGCGACGACGAGGCAGCGUGGGUCGCAGCCGGUCCGUCGCCAUGCACACGCAUGGGCGAGUGGACUGGCGCCGACGGCACAGCCGCCGAUGAAGAUGACGACGGCGAGGACUCGCACGCGCUCACGCCCAAGAUGGGCCAGGCCCAGCUCUACCCGGUUCGUUCUGCGCUUAUGCUGUAA
Messenger RNA from Apiotrichum porosum, 1464 nucleotides. RefSeq lists its product as uncharacterized. The coding region runs from base 1 to 1464 and encodes 487 amino acids. Lineage: Eukaryota; Fungi; Basidiomycota; Tremellomycetes; Trichosporonales; Trichosporonaceae. The transcript is spliced from 2 exons. The record is from RefSeq and is a predicted model, not a curated record.